Bacidia gigantensis is the source of this 1176-nucleotide messenger RNA. RefSeq lists its product as uncharacterized. The coding region runs from base 1 to 1176 and encodes 391 amino acids. Gene Ontology annotation, biological process: pyrimidine nucleotide import into mitochondrion. The record is from RefSeq and is a predicted model, not a curated record. The transcript is spliced from 2 exons. Gene Ontology annotation, cellular component: mitochondrion. Lineage: Eukaryota; Fungi; Ascomycota; Lecanoromycetes; Lecanorales; Ramalinaceae. Gene Ontology annotation, molecular function: pyrimidine nucleotide transmembrane transporter activity.
AUGUCCUAUGACCGCCCCUCUACGGCGCCGAUUACUACUCAAAGCGCCGACAAAGCGAGUGUUAGCCCACCUUACACGGCACGGGAACGUUUUGCACGGCGAUUACCAUCAGAGUUUGUCGUCCCAAUAUCUGGCGGUAUCUCGGGAGCUGUAGCUGGCCUGGUUAGUUGCCCAUUGGAUGUAAUCAAGACAAAGUUACAGGCACAAGGUGGCUUUAGACGAUCAAGAGGCGGGGUUGAGGUUACCGCAGCUGCAUAUAGAGGUGUUGCUGGUUCUGCUUCGACAAUAUGGAAAGAGGAUGGCAUCAGAGGAAUGUAUCGAGGACUAGGCCCCAUGUUGUUGGGCUACAUUCCGACAUGGGCGGUUUAUUUAACAGUAUACAAUAAAACACAGGCUUUCUUUCGAACAAAAACUGACAAUUGGUUCAUCGCCAAUGUGUAUGCCUCACUAAGUGGAGGCGCAUGCUCGACAUUGGCUACCAAUCCUAUCUGGGUCAUUAAGACUCGGCUAAUGUCCCAGUCAAGCUCAAGAGAAGACAAAACUCACUCGAAAGCCCCGUGGCAUUACCGUAACACGAUGGAUGCUGCCCGCAAGAUGUACCUUCACGAAGGAAUCUUGUCCUUUUACUCUGGCUUGACGCCGGCUCUACUUGGCUUAGCUCACGUUGCCGUACAAUUCCCGCUAUACGAGGUCUUCAAAGAAAGGUUCACUGGCCUGGGUAAAGGUGUAAACGAGUCUGCUGAGGAUCGGAGCCAUCACUUUUACGGGCUCGCUGGGGCGGUUUUCUUAAGCAAAGUUUGUGCGAGCACCGCAACGUAUCCGCACGAAGUUGUGCGUACCAGGCUUCAGACUCAGCAACGAUCGAGUAUAACACCCUCUGCAAAUUCAUUGCAUCGCAAUGGUAUUGCGAAAGCAAGUGAUCGUGGCAAACCGCCAAACCUCAUUCCACCAGCCGUUCAAAUACUCCAAAGUAAAGGCACCUGGCAGACGUGCAAGAUCAUUUACAUGGAGGAAGGCUGGAGAGGCUUCUAUGCCGGACUUGGGACGAACCUUAUUCGCGCAGUGCCGUCUGCCAUGACGACCAUCUUGACAUUUGAGUAUCUGAAAAAAACUUUCUUCUAUAUGCAACGCGAUCACGAUGACCCAAAUGGCACACGGGCAGCCGCGGUGACUUAG